This is a messenger RNA of Cladocopium goreaui, 1311 nucleotides long. The record is from the annotation of a GenBank genome assembly. Lineage: Eukaryota; Dinophyceae; Suessiales; Symbiodiniaceae.
AUGGUGAAGCGGCAGCAAAAACCGAAGUUCAAGAGCCCCAAACAAAGGUGGAAAAACGAUUGUGCUGAGAAGAUCUUUUACGAUAUUUACAAAAAAUUGCCGGCCAAUGUGAAGAAGAAGCCAGAUGCUCAAGUUGCAGCAGAAUGUUAUCGGGAGGCCGUUCGUCUCUACCCUGGUAGGAAUGGCCAACAGCGGUGGCAGCGAACCACUGAAGCCAUGCUGAAAAAGCUCCCGGUCCUGAAAGAAAGGUAUGACAAGGAGUUGGCAGUGGAGGACUUGCGUGGCAUCAUUCGCGGUCUUCUGGGUCAAAGGGACCAGCUUCGAAAGCAGAUCGAUGAUCUUCAGAAAGAAGUGGAGAGCGAAGAUCGGAAUCUGUUUGAGGUUCGUUCGCUAUUGCUUCAGAGCCAAGAAAAGCAGAAGGAGCUCCAACGUGUGGAAGCCGAACAUGCACAGAAACAGAAGGAACUUGACAUCGCAACUUGUGCUCUUCAAGCGAUGGGGGAGCAAUUAGAAAAAGCCACCGAAGAGAAAGAAGAAGAGAGAAAAAAGAAGGAGGCUUUAGCACAGGAAAAGCAGGCUUUGGCAGAACGAUUGCAGCAGGAGCAGGAAGAGAAGAACCAAGUGGCUUUGCAGAACGAAAAGCUGCGAGAUGCUCUCUGUGAACAAGAAAGCAAACAGAAGGAGAUUGAAGAGCUAUGCGCACAUUCUCAAGAUGCCUUACGAGAAGCAAGACUGGAGGCAUUCCAUGCCAGCCGCUCGAUUUACAAGCCUGAAGUCCCUCUAAGAUCUCGCAGCGGCAGCCGCCGCCCCCAUCGCAAUCUGCGGCGAGAGCAAAAUCGAGGCCACGGCCGCCACCGCGGCCACGGUCGUGUUCCCGAAGUUCCCGGAGUUCCUCGCUCUGACGACAUUUCCCGACGUCGACCACGUCGAUCAGAUCGACGAUCAGAUCGGCGCUCAGAUCGAGAUUACCGAAGGAGUCGUGACGGACGUGGCGGCCGUGACGUGAAGCACAGAGGCAGACGCCCUGUGAGACUUGUGCGAAGGAAGGGUUGACGUUGAGUCCGACGUGGACCGACAAAGCAAGCUGUGAGUUUGCAGAUUUGGAUGAUUUGGGAUGACGUAGACGAGCGCAGAGUCUUAGAAUGCAUUGGUUUGUACAGGUGCAGGGAGCAAAGCUCCACCAGUGCUUUGACUACAUUGUCUACAGAAGAAUGUGGCCGGCGGUGCCCGAGGGCAUAUUUUCCUUUAGCCAGUGCGUGCCGACACUUCCUUGGAGUGAUGGCAGAAGGCCUGGCAGAAUAUGCAGAAUGC